Acaulospora morrowiae is the source of this 408-nucleotide messenger RNA. The record is from the annotation of a GenBank genome assembly. NCBI's taxonomy places the organism in Eukaryota, Fungi, Glomeromycota, Glomeromycetes, Diversisporales, Acaulosporaceae.
AACAGGAAGAAAAAGGUAUUUCUACAAAAGAUGUUUCGCGAUCUCCAGUAAAUUCUAACGAUACUCCGGCAUCUAAUAUAUCUGAUAAUACUUCAAAUUCUAAUAUUACUCCUGAACGAAUAGAAAAUAUCUCUGAUAUAAGAUCUGAUUCUGAUACAUACCAGAAAAAGAAUAGCCGAUCCUCCACGUCUUCUAUUACUAUAAAAACUGCAUCAUCGGAAGAGAAGAAAAUUAAUGAUUUCCUGGAUAGCGUACAUAAAGAAACGAUUAGUGAGAAAAUAAGAGAAAAGAACCGGGAAAAGAAUCUUAGAUCUCAAGACAAAGAUAAAGCACCCAGCGAUACUAACUUUAAAAAACUUUGUGAUGCUAUAAUUCUUGCAGAUCGUAAAACUCAAGAAGCUAUCGCGU